Messenger RNA from Salarias fasciatus (jewelled blenny), 2849 nucleotides. Its product is annotated as acyl-coenzyme A thioesterase 5-like. Gene Ontology annotation, biological process: acyl-CoA metabolic process; fatty acid metabolic process. The coding region runs from base 696 to 1961 and encodes 421 amino acids. The transcript is spliced from 3 exons. The record is from RefSeq and is a predicted model, not a curated record. Gene Ontology annotation, molecular function: fatty acyl-CoA hydrolase activity. Lineage: Eukaryota; Metazoa; Chordata; Actinopteri; Blenniiformes; Blenniidae.
AUCUAUUAUUUAGCUUUUAGAGCAGAUGUGUCAGAACUUUGUUUUUCACUGAAGGCCAUAAACAGGGCUGGGAUAUAUUAAACUGUCAGAAAUGUACUCAUUUGCCUCAGUGUGUGUGUCCCUGGCAGACCUUUAAAGAGUGUUUAACCUGUUCUGCAUCCACUGCGUGGGUCCAUGGUCCAGUUUGCAUUACUUCUGCAUUUCUGUUUGAUUAAACCUGGAAAAAUGCAAAGCAACUGACCAACAUUGCCUAAAAAGAGUAAUCCUUUCAAAACUGCCUCGUGAAAUCUCCCUUGAAUGAGCAGGUUGAUGGCUUAUUUAUAGUCACCUGCAGAGACAGAGCAUCCAAAACUUGUCAUGUUGCAAAGUGCAUGACAGAAAUAAAAUCUGUUUUCACAUAUUAUGGUUGCAAGUUAUUCACUGAAGAAAAAAAAUAUAUAAUUUUGACGAUAUUUUCACAUGUUGGUUCAGUUGCAAAUUUGGGCACAUCUCAUGGAUCUAUAAGUGAUGUAUAAGUGAGUAUACAUGAUGGAAAUGUAUUUAUUUUCACAAUUACCACAGAAAAUUCCUAGAAUUUCAACAUUAAAGAAAGAAAAUACAGAAAUAAAAGCAGUUUAAGAGUACAGGUUGAGUAACCAGUAACAUUUUAUCUACAAUUAUACGCGUUUGAAGGAAACCACACCGGCCUCAGAGACAUGGCGUCCCAGGUGAGGCUGAGACUUCUGCCGAGCGCCCGCUGUUUGUUCAGCGAGCCCGUCCAGGUGAAGGUGGCCGGCCUGGAGUCCAAGCAGGUGGUCACCUUGAGAGCCGAGUCGCUGGACGAGAGGAACUUGGUCUUCAGCUCCGCGGCCACCUACAGAGCGGACCAGAGAGGCGAGAUCGACCUGAGCAGAGACGCCUCGCUCAGCGGCAGCUACGUCGGGGUGGAGCCCAUGGGCCUGCUGUGGUCCAUGAGACCGCAGAGCCUCCACACGAAGUUCAAAAAGACCAGCUCUCUCACGCCCUACUACGUCAAGUUCUCGGUGCACGAGGAGGGAGGCGGGACGACGCUGGCAGAGGCCGUCAACGAAAGGUAUCUGCUGGGGGAUCAGGUCCGACGGGUUCCCGUCAAGGAGGGGAACGUUCGAGGCGUGCUGUUUAUCCCUUCAGGAAACGGUCCGUUCCCCGCGCUGUUGGAUCUGUACGCCUACGCUGGCGGCGUGUCGGAAAAAAGGCCGUCUCUUCUGGCCAACCACGGCUUCGUGGUUCUGACACUGCCGCUGUACGGCUAUGACGACAUGCCCAAGAAAGUCGACAAAUUCCAUUUGGAUCAUUUUGAAGAAGCUUUAAAUUUCUUAAGAACACAAGACAAGGUGGGCGGUAAAGGAGUUGGAGUAAUAUCAUUUUCCAAAAGUGGAGAUCUGGCACUUUCAAUCGCCUCCUUUCUGCCGGGUGUUGAGGCCACAGUGUGGAUCAACGGCUGCUCUGCCAACACAGCGUUCCCCCUCUUCUAUAAGGAAAAGCAAAUCCUCCCCCCAUUACAACCCGAUAUAGCAAAAGCUGAAGUCACCGAGUCAGGGGCCUACAUGUGUAAACGGUGUCUGACCAGGUCUUCAGCUGAGGAGAACAAGGACACUUUGGUCCCCAUUGAACAAGCCAAGGGACGUUUUCUCUUUGCGGCCGCUGAGGACGACCUGAACUGGGACAGCAAGGGCUUCAUGGAGCAGAUGGUGGAGAGACUGAAGCAUCAUGGGAAGGAGAACUUUGAGAGUGUGUGUUACCCUGGAGCCGGGCAUUACCUAGAGCCACCUUAUGGACCCUACUGCCCCUCCAGCAUACACUCACUUAUAGGCAAGCCAGUGCUGUGGGGCGGAGAGCCCGGGUCCCACUCGGCAGCUGAGAUCCACCUGUGGAUGAAGAUCCAGGAGUUCUUCAGGACUCACCUGAGAUGUGACGGUCCACCAGCUGAAGCAAAGCUGUAGUCAGCAGUUAUUCCUAAAUGCAUGUGUUUGGACCGUAGGAGGGAGUUCAUAGCAUUCUGCACACAGUAAAGCCUUUUUUAAUAGAGCCUGAUAUCAGAUUUAGAGGUUCAUAGUCACAAUAAAUAUCUGGUCACCUUGAAGCAACUUUGAUACGACACAAUAAAACUAUAAAGGAAAUGAGAAGCGUGAAAUAAAACAUCUUAACAAGUAUUGCUUGUCCUUGAAGCAAGAGAAGCGAGAUCUGAUUUUAAGCUUGUACAUAUUGUUCAAUGUAGAACAGUGAUUUAGUGAUUUAUUUAAAUGUUGCUGUUAGUUUUUUUUUUUUAAUACCACUGGUGCUCUUUGUGUUUCUGUUUUCGGCUGAUGUCUUUCUGUCAUUUCAGCUCAGCAGAGCUCAUUUCAGCCGCUGGCUUUGAAAAAACAGAUCAUUAUUUAACCAUCUAAAACAGAAAUCCUGGAGCACAUUUUGAUUUUCGUGAUAAAUAAACCUCACAGAUCGGCGCGGCACUAUGGCUCCCAUGUGAUCUCUGUUUAUUUCAUCUCUUUAAGGAAACCAGAACAUUGCAAAGUCUCAGUCUCACAACAUGGUGCAUCACUGUUUACAUGGAGGUGUGUGUAUGAACUCAUGUCCACGAAGACUGGUGAGAUUGUAUCUGAUUAUGCAGGAAUGACCUUGAAGUUAUUGGAGUCAGGUAGUAGAAUGUCUGGCGAUAAAAGAAAAAUAAGUUGUCUUGUCAGCUGCGGAAAAAGGAGGAGUUUCUUCUGAUCCUGUGAGAACACCUGAUUCUUUUCUAACAAUCACACCACAGCGUGUGGAUAAGAGAUAAUCCAGGGGCUCUGGGCUGAUCUGAGGGCAGAUUAAAGGAAGUUCACAUAUUAAAUUUUGGU